This is a messenger RNA of Saimiri boliviensis boliviensis (Bolivian squirrel monkey), 5673 nucleotides long. RefSeq names its product TIA1 cytotoxic granule associated RNA binding protein (gene TIA1). Gene Ontology annotation, cellular component: U2-type prespliceosome; precatalytic spliceosome; U1 snRNP. Gene Ontology annotation, molecular function: mRNA binding; U1 snRNA binding. The record is from RefSeq and is a predicted model, not a curated record. Gene Ontology annotation, biological process: mRNA splicing, via spliceosome. NCBI's taxonomy places the organism in Eukaryota, Metazoa, Chordata, Mammalia, Primates, Cebidae.
AAAAUCUUUUAAAUUAGAAACAAUUAUAUGUAGAGAUAACUUGAAAAUACUUUUAGUAUGAAUUUUUUGUAUUAAUUUAUAAUGUAUUACAUUGUUUAGAGGUCAUUCAAGAAGUUAACAGCAAAAGAUUGUUUUCCCAUUGAUGAAUAAACCUUUGGUUUUCAAUUGUCUUAAAAUCCUUUUUUAGUUAGCCUAGCUUUUAAGAGACAAAUUUGCCAUUGUACAUUUUAUAGUUUCUUAUAUAGGUGUCAAGUUAGCUUGGUGAUAAUCUUUAGUUAAAACUGUGCUGUGACUAAGGAAUUUAGAUCCAUUGGGCACGUCUAUGAUACCAUGCAUUUUGUGUUAAUAUAUUUUAACAAAAAGAAACUUUAACAAUUCAACCUAAAAAGCAGUUAAUAAAUGUUAUUUCCUAGGUAUUUGCACCCUUUUAAAAAAAACUGCUAACGAUAAUAGUGCCUUGUAGUAUUUUAUGAAGCACUGCCUUGCUUGCACUUGUUAUUAAUCAUACAUUUUAGGCCCUUAUGAAUAAAUAACCUUACUUGAUAUACUAUUCAUCAUAGAAGAACUUUAAAAUUUUGAAAAGCAUGCCAUAUUAGAGUUAGAAUAAUAAGUUGUUUAUGGUACUUUCUGUGGAGUAAUUAUUUAGUUUAGAAAACUUCUUCAGGAUUUCCGGUUGCUAUAUUAUUUUUCUACCUAGAAGAGUACUAAAAAGGCAAUGCUAUCUGUGGUUUAGUUUGAACAGACCAACAGCAGAGAUGAGAUGAGAUGAGAUGAGAUGAGGAGACUGGAAAGUAAAUGCCAGUAGCAUUGGUGAUGAAUUUUGGGAGUUUUCAUUUGAAGAGUUAUAGUUUGUUGAUUAGUGGAUGACAGUGCAUGUGACCAAGGAAUGGCCAGCUUUAAAGGCAGUCACAGAAUUAGGGCUUAUCAAUGGAAUUAUUUCAGAUGACAUUUUUCUUUGUGAGACCUGAUUAGGAAAAUAAGUACAGCUUUUCUUUCUGAUUGUUCCUCUUAAUAAUGUCUUAGAGUUUCAAUAAUAAUUAGCUUGCUUUCAAAUACCUAGACUUAGACAGUCUUAUCCUUUGGCCUCUCAAGGGCUGUAAAUCUCUAUGCAAAUAUUUGUGUUUUCAUUUUGAUGUGGAAAGUCUUUGUAAAUUUCAUCCCAUUGUCAGAAUAGUCACAGGACCAUAAAAAGAUAAAGAAGCCUGAUCUAGAUCUUUGCUGCUGCUUCUCUGGAGAAUGUUUUCAGAGAGAAGUAAAUAUGAAUUGAACAUUUUUCAAGGUUAACAUUUCCUUAAACUUUAAGAAGAAAAACUUUCUAACAUUGUGAACAGAUUAAGUAGCUUUUCAAUUAAAUGCUUUUAUUUCGAUUGAGGUAGUUUUUUUGAAAACCUGGGAAUUUUAGUUUGGGAUUAGGCAAAGAUUGUUUAACAGUUGGUGAGUUUAAGUUAAGUGACCUUCAAAUUUUAGCAAUUUCAUGAUUUACAAAUCAUGGUCAUAAUUUAUUUUUCUUAAGUAUGUUUCUGUAUCAUAUUUUUAGUCUGUAGAUUUUCUUAUGGUCCCAUGAUUAUUGAUGUAGACUUUUUUUUUCUUAGUGAAACCUUUAAGUUUUAUGAUUUUCAAUUGAGAUAAUGUAUAAUGUUUUAGUUUUAGGCUGUACGAGGAGUUAGCUUUCCUACAUUUUAAAGGAAUCAUUUGGCAGUCAGCAUAUUUUCCUGAUUUUUUGUUGUUAAAAGAGAUAAGUUGAUAACUGUAUGUUGAAGGGUUCCCAUGAUAGAUAUUUUCUUAAAAGUGCAAAUAUCAGUGCUUGAUUUAUAGAUAUGUAAUAAACAGUGGUCUGUAAAAGCGUUUAGUAUAAAAAAUAUGGUAGUUUCCCUUAUAUACAGCUUAUGAACUCUUCUGUUCCCUGAGUUUAGAGUAGACUAAUAAAUUACGGUGUAGAAGAGAGUCAGCUACCAAAUUAAAUGCAUGUGUACCAUACAGAUAAUUUAUUAAGUAUUUUUGCAUAUUGAGAAUUGACUUACAUUAGUUUUCCCUUUUCACCACCACAUCUUUGUCAUUUUGACCCUGAACACUUAAUAAAUCACUCAAUUUGAUCUAAAAUAUGCUUAUGUAUACUUUAAUAGAAAAUUACAUUGCAUGGCUUUCUGACUUGGGUUUUUGUUAUAAAAGUGCCUGUUUUGUUCAUGUGUCCUAAGAGAGCAAGCAUUAUGACAUACCAGACUAACUUAAAAGCAGAUUGCCUGUGAAGCACAAUUUGAGUCCAAUUUUUUGAGGUAUGGAGUUUUAGCUAUCAUGGCUGGGUUUUUACUCAAUCUCAAAUAAUAGGGCUCUGGUUAUUUUGCAGAGUGUCUCUGAAGAAUGGACAGAAUUGCCCUGGCUAACUACAAGCUACGGUUCACAGUGGAUAAAUAGAUGCCCGAGUGGUAAAAGACAUGGCAACAGGAAAGUCUAAGGGAUAUGGCUUUGUCUCCUUUUUCAACAAAUGGGAUGCUGAAAACGCCAUUCAACAGAUGGGUGGCCAGUGGCUUGGUGGAAGACAAAUCAGAACUAACUGGGCAACCCGAAAGCCUCCCGCUCCAAAGAGUACAUAUGAGUCAAAUACCAAACAACUAUCAUAUGAUGAGGUUGUAAAUCAGUCUAGUCCAAGCAACUGUACUGUAUACUGUGGAGGUGUUACUUCUGGGCUGACAGAACAACUAAUGCGUCAGACUUUUUCGCCAUUUGGACAAAUAAUGGAAAUUCGAGUCUUUCCAGAUAAAGGGUAUUCAUUUGUUCGGUUCAAUUCCCAUGAAAGUGCAGCACAUGCAAUUGUUUCUGUUAAUGGUACUACCAUUGAAGGUCAUGUUGUGAAAUGCUAUUGGGGCAAAGAAACACUUGAUAUGAUAAAUCCCGUGCAGCAGCAGAGUCAAAUUGGAUAUCCACAACCUUAUGGCCAGUGGGGCCAGUGGUAUGGAAAUGCACAGCAAAUUGGCCAGUAUAUGCCUAAUGGUUGGCAAGUUCCUGCAUAUGGAAUGUAUGGCCAGGCAUGGAACCAGCAAGGAUUUAAUCAGACACAGUCUUCUGCACCGUGGAUGGGACCAAAUUAUGGAGUGCAACCGCCUCAAGGGCAAAAUGGCAGCAUGUUGCCUAAUCAGCCUUCCGGGUAUCGAGUGGCAGGGUAUGAAACCCAGUGAAAAAAGACUCCAGAAUCUAAAGCCAGUGGCUUGAGGCUACAGGGAGUGUAGUAAAGCCGUUGUUUACUUAAAGAUUUAUCAAAUCAGUCAGUGCAAAUGUCAGAUACAAUGUAUUUAUUUAAAAGAUUCAUUUUUAAUCAUGAAAUUACUUAUCAUCCACAUUGUUUUAAAAAGAAACAAGAUGCUGGAUGUCUGCCAAUUUUUGCCUUCAUUACCUUUUUUGAUAAAGUUUCUCAGAUCCUUGUUUCAAACACAAAUGCAGGGAUUGCUGCCACUUUUUAAAUAUUAAGAGGCAGAAAAUUGCACAAUAUUGAACUUUUUUCCACUAAAGUAGUGUGCAGUUCUAGUUUGCAUUCCUGAUAUGAUUUAAAACAUGUAAUAUAAAGACGCUAAAAAAAAAAAAAAAACCAAAACUGUGCAGAGUCUAGAAGUUCUUUGUAAUCUUCAGCUUAUGCACAAUUCUGUUUUAGGUUUUUUAAAAAAAAAGGCAUUGGUUGAGCUGUCCCAUCUCCGCUGUUAUACUUUUGGGGUUUUUUAAUAUAAAUUAUUAGUUUACAUCAUUUUUGUAUCUACAUCUUUUUCACAAAUUUGUCUUGCCUUAUUAAAGUUCUGUAAAGUAUACUUAAAUGAGAAAAUGAUGUUCAUUUAGAUUGAAAACUUUUCUCAGAUGGAUUGAUAAUUGCAUUCAUCUUGUGUUUUAUAUAAGAAGGUGCCUCAAGAAUUCUCUGUUGGAUUUGUUUAAAAGGAUUUUUAUCUUCUGUGAUAAACUUUGCUGUGUACCAGGAACUAUAAAAACAAAAACUUGUUACUAAAGAAAAUAUCUGAAAUGUGAUAAGUUCUUAUGCCAUGUUAAUUUCAUGUGUCAACUUCAACAUUUACAUGUAUUAUUUCAUUAUGUAAAAUGUUUUAGCAACUUAAUAUUUUCCACAGUUAGCAAACUUGUAUGUCAUUUCCUUCAAGGCAUUAUGCAGAGUUGACAUGAGAUUUAUAAGGUUUUAAGUUGUUUGCAUGUGAAAAUCAAAUACAUACUUUGGUAGUCUUUGAAUACAAAGUCAUCUGCUCUUGUUUUUCAAGAAUUUUGAGAUACAAAGUAGUAUGCAAAGAAAUAUAUUAAUUUGCCAUUAUCUAGGUAGAUUUACUCAAAAAGAGUGAAUCAACUUAGUAUGUACAAAUGAUAGCUGUGAAACUGUCUUUGUGUCAGGCAUGGGGUUCAUUGUGACCUCCAAAUUUUGUCUGAAGGACCAGCUGGGCAAAGUGUUUUUUAAAUGUUCAGAGGCCAAAAGAUUUAAAAAAAAAAACUUUAAAAUCCUACCUCCUUAAACAGCCUUCAAAGAAGAAAAUCCUCAGUGCAAUCAUUAUUUUGAUUCUUUUGGUACCUGUUUUCCUUGAAUUUCCAAUUUUAUUAUUUUGGGGUGCUCCAAGCAUUAAGAGGUUUAAUCUUUGAUGGCAUUGUUCUAGUUUUGAAAUUUCAAGCAUAUUUCAGAGUCUCUUAGAAGACUUGUGUGGGAAGUUUCACUUUGUUUUCACUGAAGGUCACAAACCUUCUUCUUUGACUCAGAGAGGAAAGGUGCCAGUAUACACAUUCGAAUAAUUGAUGGUUUUCAAGACCUUCAAAGAGCUUCCAGCAUUUUACCUAAAAACAGAAAAGGCCUGCAAAGUCUUAAGUUUCCUGGCCUGCAUUUCCCAGGUAGGGGCAAAUGACUCUAAGCUGGUCUCUAGGCCAAUACCCUGGUAAACCAGAGCCCAGGAAGACAGCUCAAGUGUUUAAUUCUCUGGGAGCUCAAUUCUAUGCAGUUGUGCUAUUUCAUUAAGUCACUGUGUAUUUUUAAGUGUUGAUACAUUAAAAGUCGCUUUAUGGAAGAUGAGUAAAUUUUUUAAAUACUUGGAAAUUUUAUUUCCUUGUUAAUAUCUACAGAUCAGGGCAUGUAACCAAAAGCAGCUUAAAUGAAAUAUCAGGAAGCUAUUUUUAGAUUUCUUCUGGCAUAUGUUUCUAUUUUAGGACCCUCAUUUUUCUCUUAUUAAAAAAAAAAUUAUUUCCUGUACAUCUCAUGGACUGCAGGGUAAAUUAUUUGGGCAUAAAUAAUUUAAACAGAAGUAUAGUUUUCUUUCAUUUUGACUGUCUCCACUAAUAACAGUUUUUAUUAGGCAGUGUAUUUGGUUAUUGCACAAAUCUUAAAAAUGUACAUCAAGUACUUUUUGAGGAGAAAGUGGUAUCAGUACUCAUGAAAAGGUUACUACUGAACAGAUUCACAUUUUAGGAACACCUGUCUUUAGUUCAAAUCUUACUCUUAGUUUUCAGUCUAAAAAUCAUACCAGUAUUAUAGUAUCAGGUAAGGAAAUUAAAGUUUUUUUAAAUGGUUUCAUUCUCUGCAAUAUGCAAAUUCAGAUUUUACUUUCUGGUACUGUAAAGAACUUGAAGUGAUUCACACUUAAUGGGUAUUAAUCCAGUAUUCUUUUCCCUGACUGUUUGGAUAUUAAAGUUCCUUUAUGUUUUCUAUAA